AUGGAGGAACUGGAUAAAAGGACGACUCCUGCUUCGGGUCUACCUCUCGCUUUUCACGGUACAGUGAUCCAUUCCAAGAGCCCCGAGGAACUCGAGAUCUUGGACAACUGCUUCAUUAUCGUGGGCAAAGAUGGCAAGAUUCAGGUCUUUCAAGCAGGUAUAGAGCCUGACCAAAUCAAUUCUCUGGUCUCAGAGAAUGGCUAUGCGCCCGACGUCUUCCCCGUGAAACAUCUCAAGCGGGGAGAGUUCCUGUGUCCUGGCUUCGUGGACACCCAUAACCACGCACCGCAGUGGGCACAACGAGGCGUUGGAAGAGGCAUAUCGCUGCUCGACUGGUUGAACAAAGUGACCUUUGCUCAUGAGGCCAAGUUUGAAGAUUCUGAAUAUGCCAAACGCACGUAUGCCUCUUGCGUCGCGGGGUUCUUGCAACAGGGCAUCACGACAGCAUCAUACUACGGCUCCCACCAUGGCCAGGCAACUCGAAUCCUGGCAGACAUUUGCUUCCAAAAGGGUCAACGUGCUUUGGUGGGGAAAUGUAACAUGAAUCGAAACGCUCCAGACUGGUACAGAGAUUCCUCCAUCGCAGGUUCGUUGCGCGAGACGCGUGAGCUUAUCCAGCAUAUCCACCAACUUGAUCCGGGAUAUCAGCUGGUGAAGCCGAUCAUUACGCCACGCUUUGCGAUAUCCUGUGAGCCUGAGUUGCUGGAUGGGCUCGGUGCCAUUGCUUGCGAACACCCCGAUCUGCCAAUCCAAACCCAUUUCAACGAGGCAAAGCAGGAAAUCGAAUUUACAAACCAGCUCUUCCCUGAAUUUCAGACAGAAGCCGAUCUAUACCGGAAAUUUAAUUUGUUAAAUGGUCGCUCCAUUCUUGCCCACUGUAUUUUCCUGCAAGAAGAGGAACUGGUCCGCAUCCAAGAACUUGGUUGUGGUGUUGCCCACUGCCCGAUCGCCAACACUACCAUGCAAGAGUAUAUGAUCGCGCCUGUGAGGGAGUACUUGCGUCGUGGUAUCAAGGUGGGACUGGGCACAGAUAGUGGUGGCGGCUACUCGUCGUCGAUCAUGGAGGCGAUGAAGCAUGCCUUCAUUGUAUCAAAUGCACAGCAGACAAAGACUGAAGGCCGUGAUCCUGCAUUAUCUCUGCCAGAAUGCUUUUUCCUUGCCACUUUAGGAGGUGCGCAGGUAUGUGGGCUCGAUGAUCGGAUUGGAAACUUCGCGGUCGGCAAAGAGUUUGACGCGCUGGAGAUUCACACGAUAGACCUUGAUCGACCGGGUGUUAUGUGUCUGGUGGAAGACGAAGAUACUAUCGAGGUCAUCUUCGAGAAAUUUCUGAUGACUGGCGAUGACCGGAAUAUUGCCAAAGUCUAUGUGAGUGGUCGCUCCGUGAAGACUUGA
This is a messenger RNA of Penicillium nucicola, 1392 nucleotides long. Its product is annotated as putative guanine deaminase. The transcript has a single exon. NCBI's taxonomy places the organism in Eukaryota, Fungi, Ascomycota, Eurotiomycetes, Eurotiales, Aspergillaceae. Gene Ontology annotation, biological process: guanine catabolic process. Gene Ontology annotation, cellular component: cytosol. The record is from RefSeq and is a predicted model, not a curated record. Gene Ontology annotation, molecular function: zinc ion binding; guanine deaminase activity. The coding region runs from base 1 to 1392 and encodes 463 amino acids.